AUGGAUCAAUUAAAUGCCAAGGAACAACAAGAAUUCCAAAAACUAGUUGAACAAAAGCAAAUGAAAGAUUUCAUGCGUCUUUAUUCCAAUCUAGUAGAACGUUGUUUUAGUGAUUGUGUUAAUGAUUUCACAUCCAAUAAGCUGACUUCCAAGGAAACCUCCUGUAUAUUGAAAUGUUCUGAGAAAUUCUUGAAGCAUUCAGAAAGAGUAGGUCAAAGAUUCCAGGAACAAAAUGCUGCUUUAGGUCAACAAACUUUUGGUAAAUAA
Messenger RNA from Henningerozyma blattae CBS 6284, 267 nucleotides. It is a transcript of the gene TIM9, whose product is annotated as protein transporter TIM9. The record is from RefSeq and is a predicted model, not a curated record. The transcript has a single exon. Bases 1 to 267 code for a protein of 88 amino acids. Lineage: Eukaryota; Fungi; Ascomycota; Saccharomycetes; Saccharomycetales; Saccharomycetaceae.